Messenger RNA from Nymphaea colorata (pocket water lily), 1583 nucleotides. Its product is annotated as mRNA cap guanine-N7 methyltransferase 1. Gene Ontology annotation, molecular function: mRNA 5'-cap (guanine-N7-)-methyltransferase activity. Gene Ontology annotation, cellular component: nucleus. The record is from RefSeq and is a predicted model, not a curated record. Lineage: Eukaryota; Viridiplantae; Streptophyta; Magnoliopsida; Nymphaeales; Nymphaeaceae. The coding region runs from base 125 to 1249 and encodes 374 amino acids. Gene Ontology annotation, biological process: 7-methylguanosine mRNA capping. The transcript is spliced from 13 exons.
CGACGCGCCGUUCGACCCUUUUUCCUCUUUCCGCCGCAGCUUUGCCUGGCUGCGUAUCGGCUGCGAGGGAAAAGGAGGAAGAGGAAAAAAAAGGGAGGGAAAACCCUGAAGAAAUUCCAAGGAAAUGAAGCGUGGUUUCGAGAGGUCUCCAUCGGCUUCGGUCGAUCCCUCUCAGCCGAGAAGACGUCUGCUCUCUCAAAACGAAGAGUCGGAGUUCUAUGACGACGACGAGAGCACCAAGAAUCUGGCGCGGAAGGUCGCCGAUCACUAUAGUGCCCGCACGAACCAAACGCUCGAGGAGCGUGAGGCCAGUCCAAUCAUCCACCUCAAGAAGCUCAACAACUGGAUAAAGAGCGUGCUGAUUCAUAUAUAUGCUCGCAGGGGCGAUUACGUUCUUGAUCUUGCUUGUGGAAAGGGUGGUGACCUCAUUAAAUGGGAUAAGGCAAGGAUUGGAUAUUAUGUUGGUAUUGACAUUGCUGAAGGAUCGAUUGAGGAUUGCAGGACACGCUAUAAUGGUGAUGCUGAUCAAAAUAUGCGCAGAAAGAAAGUCUCCUUCCCUGCUCGUCUCAUCUGUGGAGAUUGCUUUGAGGUGGAUCUCUGCAGAGUCUUACGAGAUGAUGCACCAUUUGACAUUUGCAGUUGCCAGUUUGCAUUGCAUUAUUCAUGGUCUAAUGAGGCGCGUGCACGACGGGCCUUGGAAAAUGUGGCUGCGUUACUUCGCCCCGGAGGUGUAUUUAUAGGAACUAUGCCAGAUGCAAAUGUCAUAAUAAAAAAACUCCGAGAAGCUGAGGGGCUAACAUUUGGAAAUAGUGUAUAUUGGAUUACUUUUGAUGAUAUCUAUGCAAAAAAGAAAUUCAGGUCCUCAAGUCCUUUUGGCGUCAAGUACCAAUUCCAUUUAGAGGAUGCUGUUGAUUGUCCAGAAUGGAUUGUUCCCUUCCACAUUUUCAAGUCUUUAGCAGAAGAGUAUGGUUUUGAUAUUAUCCUGGCAAAGAAUUCCCAUGAGUUCGUCCAUGAGUACUUGAAAAAACCUGAAUUUGCAGAACUCAUGCAGAGACUGGGAGCUUUAGGUGAUGGAUCCGAUGAUCAAAGUACAUUAUCGGCUGACGAAUGGGAAGUGGCGUAUUUAUAUCUUGCAUUCGUGUUGAGAAAGCGUGGGAAGCCGGAUAUGCAGCCAAAGACUAACCGAAGAAACAAGGUUCGCACGCAGAUCUCAAAGGAUGAUAUAUUGUAUGUUGGCGGGGGAUCCUGAAUGAAGGACUGCUUGUUCUGUAAAAGUUUCCUGAACGGACCCUCAUCUGGUUGGCCAAAAUCUAACCUCAUGGUUGGCCAGUUGCGCAAACUACUAACAGUCUUUGUCGGCCUUAAAAAGGUGACGACACGGCAGAGUUGUACGUCAAGUUAUUUACCUUCAUGUAUCGGCGGCUGGAAAUAGAUGGUCGUCGGCGGCUGGAAAUAGAUGGUCGUCGCAGCACUAAAUGGUGCUUGAGAUGCUUUUGGGGCUGUGUAAAUGACAGUUUUGAACAUAUGAUCUCUUGAAAAUGCUUACAAAAGCGUACCUAAUAAAAAAAGGAAAAAUUCUUGGA